AACAACAUACAAGCUGGUGUGAACAUGACGCCCAACAUUAAGGUGUUUUGGCUGAUUUUACCGCUGAUUGCUCUUUGCUAUGCAGCAAAAAACAGCAGCAGCGGCGAGAAAUCUAAUGGUUACAUGGGCGCUUACCCAUAUCCACCGCAUGGACCCUGUGCUUAUGGUACUCCUUUUGGCGCGCCAGGGAUACCAGGUAUUCCCGGGAGCCCAGGACCCGCGGGACCCACGGGCAUCGCAGGACCACCCGGUCCUCGUGGUUCUACGGGACCACAAGGGGACAAGGGCGACGCCGGAAAGCCAGGAAACCAAGGCCUUACAGGUCCACAGGGACCUCCAGGAAAAAUGGGACCUCAAGGGUCCACAGGCCGACAGGGUCCACGAGGAACCAAAGGUGAUGCAGGGGAUAAAGGAAGCCAGGGAGCCCCAGGCCUCCGGGGACCUCCAGGAGCUCUGGGAAGUAAUUGGAAACAAUGUGUAUUCAAAAAUUUAAACGAUGGAAAGGACACUGGCUUGAUAAAGGAAUGCCUUUUCAUCAAAAAGUCGGCCAAAACAGCUCUGCGCGUGUUUUGGAGUGGCAACCUCCGCCUCUAUAACUGCCAUGGUUGCUGCAGACGAUGGUAUUUCACCUUAAACGGCGCAGAGUGCUCAGCUCCUGCUGCAAUUGAUGGCGUAGUCUACAUGGUACAUGGAAAUGGCGGCAAAAAGGAUUUACACCGCCCCCGUCAUAUCGAGGGUGUGUGCGAGAAAGUCCACAAAGGUGUUGUGCGCGUGGGAUUCUGGGUCGGUAACUGUAAAGGUUACGGAUCUGCUGACGCAUACACAGGCUGGAACUCAGUGUCCCGGAUCUACGUGGAAGAAGUACCACCCCCACAGCCGAAGAAUAAGGGCACUCACCCAUAUCCGCCAUAUGGACUCUAUGCCUAUGGUGCUCCCUUUGGCGCACCAGGUAUACCAGGUAUUCCUGGGAGCCCAGGACCCGCGGGACCCACGGGCAUCGCAGGACCACCCGGUCCUCGAGGUUCUACGGGACCACAAGGGGACAAAGGCAACGCGGGAAAGCCUGGAAACCAAGGCCUCCCAGGUCAACAGGGACAUUCAGGAAAAAUGGGACCUCAAGGGUACACGGGCCGACAGGGUCCACGAGGAACCAAAGGUGACGCAGGGGAUAAAGGAAGCCAGGGAGCCCCAGGCCUCCAGGGACCUCCAGGAGCUUUGGGAACUAAUUGGAAACAGUGUGUUUUCAAAAAUUUGAAUGAAGGAAAGGACACUGGGUUAAUAAAGGAAUGCCUUUUCAUCAAAAAGUCGGCCAAAACAGCUCUGCGCGUUUUUUGGAAUGGCAACCUCCGCCUCGGUAACUGCCAUGCUUGCUGCAGACGAUGGUAUUUCACCUUAAACGGCGCAGAGUGCUCAGAUCCUGCUGCAAUUGAUGGCAUAGUCUAUAUGGUACAUGGAAAUAGCAACAAAAAGUAUUUAUACCGCCCCCGUCAUAUCGAGGGUGUGUGCGAGAAAGUCCACAAAGGUGUUGUGCGCGUGGGAUUCUGGGUCGGAAACUGUAACGGUUACGGAUCUGCUGACGCACGCACAGGCUGGAACUCAGUGUCCCGGAUCCACGUGGAAGAAGUACCACCCCCACAGGCAUAA
Messenger RNA from Pocillopora verrucosa, 1644 nucleotides. NCBI's taxonomy places the organism in Eukaryota, Metazoa, Cnidaria, Anthozoa, Scleractinia, Pocilloporidae. The record is from RefSeq and is a predicted model, not a curated record.